Molecule: messenger RNA, 4620 nt
Organism: Mycena indigotica
Lineage: Eukaryota; Fungi; Basidiomycota; Agaricomycetes; Agaricales; Mycenaceae
Exons: 9
Coding region: 1-4620 (1539 amino acids)
Source: RefSeq, a predicted model, not a curated record
AUGAAUGGUCACGAAGGUGACCUUGCCCUUGUGCUCUCAUCGUCAUUGCUCGGUCGCGGGCGCUUUCUGCGUUCUGCCUCUCUUUCUCCCCCUCCGACAGCGGACGCAGCCGCAUUACAUCCCCUUCCCCUCCACGCGGCCGACUCGUGUCGCCGUAACCACUUUUCCGUUUUGCGACCCGUCGCCAGCGAGGUUGCUAGCGAGGACAACGACGACGACGAGACAGCGCCUUGGCACUUUCGGUCGAUCGGCUGUCUAGAACGUCCAACCCUUCCUUGCAAAGUGUUUUGCCAGUGUCAAGCCAUCUUCCCGGCCUUCCGAACGUGUUUUUUCCUCCCCUCCAUCUCCAGCGACCUCUCCAUUAGCCAGCGACUAGGUGGUCUCUUCGCGCGAAACUCUAAUGGAAGUGGCGCCACCAGCAAGUCCAAAAGCCCAAGCGACCUCUCUCCCUCCGCCUCAUAUUCCCACUCGGCAAGCAUCAGCAGUGUCCAGCUCGGCAGCAACCUCUCCCCUCCACCAUCUUCGCAGCCAUCUCCAACAAGCGAAUACGUCUCAUUCGCCCCAGGCCCGUCGUCUCCCAACGGCAGAAGCUUGGCAUAUGCGGGCGAGCCCCAGAAAGACAAACGCGGGCUGGGCUUUUUUGGGCGAAAACGAAGCGCGACUCCUUUAUUGGCUGUCGACACUGGCGAGCCCUUUGAGGGACCCCCGCGACCCGCCUAUCUCGGACGACUGAGCACGUCGUCCGAUAUUCCGCCCUCCUCAGCUUCAGCAUCAACCUCCCCUAACUCCCUCCGCCCACCUCAAAACCUCUACACAUCUUCUACCCGAAGCCUUCCCCCUCCAGUAACCACUGCUGGCGCCUCUCCUUACGCCCAUCAAACGCCCUCCCGAACGCGUGAUCGAGACCGCCAGUAUUCUCUAUCGCCUCUUGCUCCCCAAAUCAGCCCGACAAGAAGUACUGCUUCUGGUCUCACAGCCGCGUCAGGGAAGACGAGCAAAACGAGCAAGAGUACGGGCGCGAAAAGCGGCCGCAAGUUUGCGUUCUGGGCGAGGGGGAAGGACAAGGACGUCGAGCCAUUACCACCCUCACCCGCCAAACCCUCCGACUUCAAUCUUCGAGCCUUCCGACAUGUCCGCGAGGAGCCUGUAGGGAAGAAUCAGCUUACGGCGACGAAUCUGACAAGCUUGAGUCAGCAGAUCGAGCGAGAAGGACAGGCUAGCGGGCUGGGGAGUGCUUAUGAGCACGAGCAUCUACCUCCUGCCCGACCGCGACCGCGGGGAGGCAGCGAUGCCAGUGCGAGUAGCUCGCGCAUUAGCGUUGCGGCCUUCCGAGAGGUUCAGGCGAGGAGAAGCGCUGCUGGGAGUCCUGUUAUGGGCGAGAGUAGUGCGAGAGCGCCAAGUCCGGGUCCAUAUGGUCGACAGCCGCAAUCAACACAACGACCUACGCCGACUCCCGUCCAAAAGGCCGCCAAGAAGACGUCUUCUCCACCGGUCCCUUCCCCAACGACGAAGCCGAAGCCGUAUACGACUGUUCAUCAAAGGGCGCCAAAUGCGCAGGUGAAUCAGUGGGAUUCAGAUGAAGAUGAGGAGGAAUCAUCUCCAGGCGACUCCAGCGACGACCCGCGUAAACCACAGCCUUCGCGGCAGCAACAGCAGCAACAGCGCGGGCUUGGACAAGCCAGAUCGCAGUCUUCGUUGGGUGUUUAUGGGCAGAGUGGGAACACGGAAAAGAAGAUGGGUGGGAGUACCGGAAACCUCGUGGCCAGCGCGAGUGGUGGCAAUGUGACUUCCAAGCGGCUUUCGCUCACGCAAGAGCCGAGUCUUCCCGGGCAACGACCACCUCGCGGCCAACCUCCACCUUCCAUGGCCAAUAGCCGCUCAACGCAAAACAUGCGCGGACAAACACUUCCUACGCCCGCCUCCCCUCCUUCCACCAAACCAGCACCUCCACUCAAAGCAACCUCCGUUCCUAAUCCUUCCCCACACACCCGUCGGCCGACAAAUCCUGACGAUUCUGACUCAGACGAAUCCACAAGUGAAGAGUCUUCCGACGACGACGCGCCUUUGGCGACCCUUGUUGCGCCGCGCCGCCCUGGCUCGUCAUUGUCGAUGGCCUCAAACGGGAGCAACCCCAACCUGAAGCCAAAACCUCUAAUCGAUAUAAACGAGAUAACCGGCUCGCGGCCGGUCCUCGCCGGCCAGAAGAAGACGGACGACGGGUUUACUGGUGCGGGUAUGCUCGCUGUGAGCUCGAAAGCCAGCUCGAGUUCACAACUCCCGAGCCCGGUGUUAACCAGCAGGUCGCCGCCGCCACCGAGCAGCGGAAGGGGUGGAUUUGUGCAGUUCCCUAGCCCGCCGGGGUCGCCGGUUCGGGAGACACCGCCGCCGGUAACUGUCAAGGCCGUCGCUGCGCCGAGACGGAGCCCGAUUAGGAAGGAGACCGGCGGGUCUGUGGCGAGUGUCAGCUUGGGUGGGCAGGACAAACGGGAGGGGCUGGCGGACCGGUUGAAGGCUGUUUCCGCCACGAGUGCUUCAGGAUCGACUUCACAGUCGUCGUUGGCGAGCACGAGUACAAGACCGACACUUUCGCCGCCCAAUGCGGGCUCGCCGCCGAGUUCGUUCUCGAGUAUGACCGCGAGGAAGGCUUUCCAUCGGCGCUCGUCGAGCGAUAUCGUGUCUGCUUCGGGCCGCUCUCCGAAUUGGCUGGACGAUGCGGGGAGUAAGAGUGCGGAACCCGACGAUGCUUUGGGGCGGGACUUGGCUGAUAUGCUUGGUGGCGGGGGGCUGGCGUUCUUGCUGGGCGAGGAGACUGCGCCGCCGUCGCAGUCAGUCAAGAAUGUGGCGGAGAAGGACAGGGAGCAUGAAGGCGACAUUGUGCCGAUUGUGAUCAAGCAAAGGUCGCCUUUGCCGGGCUUCAGCGUUACGAGCAGGCCAGCCAACCGCUCGGUGGAUUUGGGGUCUGCGUCUGCAACGGGAGGAAGGCAGAGGAGCAGCACUUUGAUUCCCUCGACUUCGACUUCUGCGACUGCUUCUUCGACAGCCAACUCGACAAAUACUUUGACUUCGAGCAGCUCGACAAACGCGUUACCAAAGUCUACUCCAGCUGGGAACGCGAGGCAACGGAGCAGCACGCUUAUGACCACGCCCGCGACGACCUCAAAUCCCCGUUCCGCCCCUCCGACUUCUACUUCCUUCCCUCGCCAAACCCCCUCCCAACCAAUCCCUUCUUCACGAUCAUCACCACCUAUCAUUGCACAACCGACUCCUUCACCCUCACCACCCUCCCUGCUUGGCCGACCACCACAACGGCCUUUUGCGGGCAACGGCGGUAUACGCGGCAACUCACCCGCAAGCUCGACAGGCACAAACGGCACGGGCAACUCGAGCAGAAGCAGCGGCGCCCUUGGCCCGCUUACACCGAGAGACGGGAGCGAGGUUGGUAGCGCGAUGAGCAGCGGGAACAGCGGGAGCGGGAGCGCGCCAUAUACCGCCCGGGGGACAAGAACGAACCAGAAGGAGGAGAAAGUGAGGGACGACUGGAGCGGGGGCGCGAGCGGGCUGUUGCCGGCGCAUGUGCAGAAGGCGAAGCAAAGGAGGAGCGUCAGCUUUGACUUUGACGAGAGCAAUGUUGUCGUGCUGAAUGACGAGGAGCGGAGGAAGGAGAGGAGAAGAAGCGAGGCGAAAGCUGCGAUUGAGCUGGGGAAUAUCGUUAAUGGCCCCGGGCCUGUGCCGGACGACGACGAAGAGGACGACUUGCCGAUUAACCAGAUCCGCAACGCCAACCCGAUGAUGCAGCAAAUGCAGAUGCCGAUGGGAAUGCAAAUGCAAAUGCCCAUGGGAGGCUGGCCGCAAAUGCAGAUGCCCAUGCAAAUGCCUAUGCAAAUGCCUAUGCAAAUGCAGAUGCCAAUGCAGGUCCCCAUGAUGCCCAACGCCGGCCAGUUCAUGAUGCCCCCGCCGUCCGACCCGAGCAUGAUGGCGGCCCACCAACAAGCGAUGCUAUAUGCGAAGCAGGCGUACCAAAUGGCGGUUGCGCAACAGGCCAUGGCGGCCGCGGGCGAGGAGUGGGAGCGCGGGUCGACUAUGACGGGGAUGCGGGGCAGCGUUUAUGCGGGCAGCCAAAUCGGGGGUGCUGGUGGGGGCGGAGCUGGUGGAGGAGGAGGCGGACUGUCUCCGUUUGGCAUGGGCCUGGCGAUGCUCAACGCACAGAACGGGCAGGGCCAGAUGUUCCCCUCUGGCGCGAGAAGUCUCGUGGGCGGCGGGGCAAGGAGCGACUAUGGCGGGAUGGGUGGUGGCGGGGGCGGUAACUGGAACUCGUCGCGGAGCGUUUAUGGAGAAGCUUUCGGGCCGUCGACGGAGCGGUAUCAGCAGACCCCGACGUCGUCAAGGUCGAUGAGCAGCGGGAAUCUCGCGGGGAUGGCGAAGACGCCGGGUCAGUCGCAGUCGCCGGCCGGCGCGGGCCGGGAGUCGGGCUACUUCGCCGGCGCGUUACCGGCGUCGAAUUCGCGGCCGGGCCUGAGCGCGGCGAGGCAACGGACAGCGAGCAGCCCGUCGAAACCUGGCGGGGCUGUGGGCGGACAACGGAGAGGGGGCCCGCCGUCAAGCUGGCGCGCGGGAAUGUGA